This is a messenger RNA of Saccharomycopsis crataegensis, 3471 nucleotides long. RefSeq names its product Nmd2 protein. The coding region runs from base 1 to 3471 and encodes 1156 amino acids. Gene Ontology annotation, cellular component: cytoplasm; exon-exon junction complex. Lineage: Eukaryota; Fungi; Ascomycota; Saccharomycetes; Ascoideales; Saccharomycopsidaceae. The transcript has a single exon. The record is from RefSeq and is a predicted model, not a curated record. Gene Ontology annotation, biological process: nuclear-transcribed mRNA catabolic process, nonsense-mediated decay.
AUGGCUUCUGAGGAGCGUAAGAAAGAACUUAGGGAAAAAAAUAUUCUGUCAUGGUAUCUUGAGGAUGAUGAAUUAUUCUUUUCCUCGGGGAAAUAUGACACAUCCUUGAAGAAGAAUAACUCCUUCAUUAAAAGAAUAAAGCAAUCAAUCACAAAGGAAAACCAAGAGGCAAUAUUGAAUGAUAUCCAUACGCUAUCUCUUGAGAAGUAUCUAACUGAAAUUAUUCAUGCCUUGAGUGAAAGCUUGACAAAGUGUGUGAAAGGUGACGAUGUCGCUGCAGCAAUUGAAAUAAUAUCAGCUCUUCAUCAAAGAUUCACAUGGAAGUUCACCCCAUUCAUUCAGCAAAACAUAUUGGCGGCCUUUGUUAAUGAACCGAAUGUCCUCAAGAAUCAAGAUGCUGAAUUUGACGCAAAUAUCAAAUUGAGCAAGCGAGAUCUUGAAAGAAUAUCACUUCAAAAGAUUUAUCUAAGGCUAUUUAUGGAAUGUUACUUUGUUGGUCUUUUUGAUAGAGUAGAGACAUCUUCAAUAGAUGAGUACCCUCCUUUUAUUUCUCAGGUGUACAUUUCACUUAGAAAAAAUGGCGAGCUGUUGAAUGCUAAUGAUAUUUUAAUAGUGGUGCUCAAGGAUAUUUUACAUUAUGAACCAAGAUUCGGUUCAAAUAUUGGCAUCAUCUCAAGUUUCUUGAAGCGCUAUGGAGAAAUGUUCAGCAGCUCAACACUUUCUGCUCAAGAGAAUUAUGAUGAUCUGUUUCCGUUACCUGUGAGAGAAGAAUUGAAUCAUUUAUUCCUCAAUUAUGGGAAAAUCUUCCAAAAGUACACCAUAAAGUUGUAUCAACAAUUAUACAAGUUGAAAUUCAGGAUCAAAAAAUCGAGUAUAAGGAUGGGAAAAAUUUCAGAAGAAUUGAACAAUUCUUUAGAGUUGCGCAUAGAAUUCUUUGAAAGAUAUCAGGGUUUGUGUGAUUUGAUGGAUAGUAUCCUACAUCUAGGCCCACUAAUGUUGCCCGUUUUGGAUGAAAACCUUCUAAGUGAUGAUGAGGAUGGAGAAACAAAAAUCACAGUGGGAAACAGCAAUGACACCAAUCCAAACGUCAGUGAGAAUGGGAUUACAAUCUGGCAAAAUGAUGAAGAAAGAGAAUUUUACACGUAUACUUACGAUGUCAAGGAAAGGCUCUCUGAAGACUUGUUUGUUGAAAUAGGCUCAGAUAAAGGUGAAGAAAUGACCAAAUUCAUCAAUGAUUUGGAAGAUUGUGAUUCCAAGAAACUAAUUGAUGAGCUCAGUUUGGAAUAUUGGACAAGACAAAUGAAUAACAAGGCCUCUAGAAAUAGGCUCUUGAGAGUUUUCCUUGAUUGUGAGGAAAUCAACAAGAUGAAAUAUUAUGGUAGAUUUUUGGCUAAUAAUAGAGAUGUUUUGAAUGAAUUAAAGGAUCAGUUGGUGGAAAAAUUGGAUAGUUCUUUCAGGUUUUUGAUCUAUAAUGGCCAGACUUCAAACAUGGAGCAAGUUGGGCGAGUCAAUAUCAAGAAGGUUUACUUCUUUAAUGAGUUAAUCAAGUUUAAUUUAGUGGAAAUACAUGUGGUAUUCCAUAAACUUCGAUCAAUGAUUUUGAAUUUGAACUCAAAAUCUAGCAAUAUUGAUAUCUUGAAUAUUUAUUUUGAUCAAUGCGGAAGAUUCUUAUAUUAUGUUAAUGGUAAAGAGUCAAAAAUAUUGAUGGAAGAAAUGUUAGAUUUAUUAAAAACUAAAAAAAUGGAAGACAAAAAGUUAUCAAUGAAUGACAAAAUGGCAAUCGAUAGUUUGUUGUUGAUUAUUAACCCACCAUCAAUCAAGGCCCUUAAUGAACAAAAUCUUCUAAAUCAAGAUAAUGAGGAGGCUACUUUCACCAUGGAAAUGAAAUUUAUUAAGCAUUUGAUCCAAAAAGAGAUGAGCGAGACUACCUGGCGUCACAUUGCCUUGAUCAUUUUAAAAUUAGAUUUGACAGAUUUUGAGAAUUUUGAAUUUUUAGAGAAGAUCUUUUCCAAACCUGAGGCUGUGAAUUUUGAAAAUAUUAGAUAUUUGGCAAAAAUGCUACUUUUCUUCAAGCGAGAAAACAUUUCGAAAACAUUGUUUGUAUUUAUUUUGGAUAAUAUUUUAGAAUAUAUCCAGAGGGGCUUGGAAAUCAAUAAUUAUAAGUACAAUAGAAUAAGAAUGGCUACGAUCAAGUAUCUUGGUCAUCUUUUGAAUUUGAUUUUCAGUGAUUACAAUGAAAGUGAAACUAAUGAAUCUGAAUUCAUCUCUUUUUCACAGAUAUUAUUUAAAACAUGUUAUAAGUUGAUUGGUUUUGGUUACCCAAGUCCUGGCCCGAAUUUACCCAAAUUGCCUAUGAGAAAUUUCUUUAAUGCUUCAGAUUCACCAGAUGAUUAUUUUAGAAUAAAUCUUUUAAUAACAUUAUUAGACACCUUCAAGAACUCCACAUUGAUGAGAAGAAUUAUUGAGGAGAAUGUCAAUCAACGGCCUGGAGGCCUUGAUGAGUCUGAGUUACAAUUCCUGAAACAGUUUGGGACAUUGUUGCUAUUCAUCAAUUAUUAUGUUCUUGUCAAAAGUCAACCCGUUCCAAAAGAUAUAAAUUUCAAGAUUGUAACAUAUUUUGAAUCUUUAAGUGAUGAGGGGUUUUAUGAAUACAGUAGUGACUUGAAUAACAUUAUGCAAUUGCUUGGUGAGCAUUUCCGGACGUUAACAGGAGUCAAAAUUACUCAACCUACUGAUAAGAACAAUGACAAUGUUGCCAAAAAUAGCUAUAAUCAUGUCAAUCACAUAGGUGAUUCCCAGCGCCCCAUGAAGAUAAGGCCAACUGGUCAUUCUACACACCGAAUUCAGAAGGUUGAUGCCAACGACCCUAGUGCUAUGCCAAUUACUUUAUCGAGUAAUGAUAACUGUGAGGAUAAUGAUGAUGGAUAUGUUGAUAACGUUGAUGAUGACGACGAUGAAUAUGAUGACGACGAUGAAUAUGACGAUGAUGAUAAUAGUGAUUAUGUUGAUGAUAAAGAAUUGGAUAAAAAGUUACAAAAGAAGUUUGAUCAAGAAAUCGAUGCUCAAUUGAAUAAAAUGAUUCUUCUUGGUAUUGAGUCCAGAAGACAAGUGGAUGUCCAAGCCGAAGGUUUGGGCUCGCUUAGGGGUGUAAAGCCUAUUAAACCACCAGGAAAACUUUUAAUGAAUCAAAAUUCGAAGAAGGUUGCGUUCUCAUUGGUCACUAGAGGUAAGGAUAAUGGUGAUCCUUCAAUCAAAAAUAUCAAGAUUUCAAGAGAUGAGAGGAUUGUUCUGGAAAAGCUUGAAGCAAUUAAGAAAAUACGAGAUGAGAAGGAUAAACUCAAAGAAUUUGUGUUGAGGUCGCAAAAUAUCCUGGAAAAUGGUGAUGGUUUUCCUGAUGAUGGACCGGUUAAUAUUGUGAAAGGUGGGAUUCUUUUAAAUAGGCCACUCCCGACUAAGAAGAAGAACUACUAA